AGACAACAUCAAAAAGACAAAUACCAUUCUGCUGCUAGCCUGGAAUAUUUCCAAUGGGAGCAAAGACUUACGAAGGAGGCGAUCACCACGAGGAUGCAACCAAUGUGCUUUCGACCAAAUCGAAUGCCGUUGGCGGCAAGCCUCGUGGAGCCAACAUGCUGGAAGACGGAGACGGCGAAUUCGGAAGCGACGACGACGACGACGGCGGUGAUGGGCAAGAUUCAUCCUUGGCCAUGGUAAAUCCCGAUGAUGCUGCUAAGCCGAAGAAGAAAAAACGUAGCAAAAAGAAGAAGAACAACAAGAAGAAGUCCGGUGCUGGUGCUCAGCGGCAGACUUCUCCUCCUAGGGUUCCGCUUUCUCAACUCUUUCCGGAUGGGAAAUAUCCCAUUGGACAGAUGGUGGAAGUUCAAGAUGAGAAUCUCCGUCGUACUACAGAUGAAGAAUUCCGCUAUCUUAGCCGCGGGACUAUCACCGAUGACGAGGCUCUCAACGACUAUCGCAAGGCCGCCGAGGUUCAUCGUCAAGUCCGUCGAUGGAUUCAUGAAACCAUCCAACCCGGAUCGUCCUUGACCGAACUGGCGGUAGGCAUCGAAGAUGGCGUGCGUGCUCUGCUCGAGCAUCAGGGACUAGAGCCUGGAGAUAGCCUCAAGGGUGGAAUGGGAUUUCCCACUGGUCUGGCGUUGAACAAUUGCGCUGCGCACUAUACACCUAAUCCGGGUCAGAAGGAUAUCAUCUUGAAAACAGACGAUGUCCUGAAAAUCGACUUUGGUGUGCAUGUGAACGGCUGGAUUGUCGAUAGUGCCUUUACUGUUACUUUUGAUCCUGUCUACGACAAUCUGGUCGCUGCAGUCAAAGAUGCCACCAAUACUGGUCUAAAGUGCGCUGGUGUGGAUGCGCGUGUAGGUGAGAUUGGAGGCUUCAUUCAAGAAGCCAUGGAAAGCUACGAGGUUGAGAUAAAUGGCAAGGUGUACCCUGUUAAGUCUAUCCGCAGUAUUACAGGACACGACAUUCUCCGUUACAGGGUCCACGGAGGCAAGCAGGUGCCUUUUGUCAAAAGCAACGAUCAGACGAAAAUGGAAGAGGGUGAAGUGUUUGCGAUUGAGACUUUUGGUAGUACUGGCAAGGGCUACUUGAGGGAUGGUCCUGGCGUUUACGGCUAUAGUAAAGAGCCACAUGCAGGAAACGUUCAUCUGCCGCUCGCUUCGGCACGCGCGCUUUUGAAGACCAUCAAUCAGAAUUUCGGCACCAUUCCGUUCUGUCGCCGUUAUCUUGAUCGUCUCGGAAUCGAAAAGUAUCUUCUGGGGAUGAACAGUCUUAUUUCUCAUGGGAUCGUCCAAAUGUAUCCGCCCUUGGUUGAUAUUGCUGGUUCUUAUACCGCCCAAUUUGAACAUACAAUCUUGAUCAAUUCUUCCGGAAAUGAGAUCAUCAGCCGUGGGGAUGACUAUUGAGUCAACGCCUACGAGCCAGGAGUUGCCGCUGUCACUUUUCUUGUAUCCAACUACAAUCGCUCCUUCGAUUGAUGUUUAUGCCGCUUCCUCGGAGCCCAGUGUUUCAGACAGUCAAGCAACGAUAUGCUUUUAUCACUUGAACGUGGGGUUCUGGAACCGCCAAGAGGGGAUUAUAUGGUAGUAAACCUUUAUUGAGAAAAUCCAACUACUUACACUCGUUUUUAC
Molecule: messenger RNA, 1673 nt
Organism: Talaromyces stipitatus ATCC 10500
Lineage: Eukaryota; Fungi; Ascomycota; Eurotiomycetes; Eurotiales; Trichocomaceae
Product: methionine aminopeptidase, type II, putative
Exons: 6
Coding region: 54-1448 (464 amino acids)
Biological process (GO): proteolysis
Molecular function (GO): metalloaminopeptidase activity
Source: RefSeq, a predicted model, not a curated record